AUGGUAGUGGCUAUGGAAGUGGAGAAGGAGGGGGAAGUGGAGAAGGUUACGCGGGUGGGGGUAAGGGAGAAGGAGAAGGUUGUGGAAAAGGAGAAGGAAGCGGAGGAGGAUAUGCCGGAGGCGGCGGAGGGGAAGGAGAAGGUUGUGGAAAAGGAGAAGGAAGUGGAGGUGGUUAUGCCGGAGGAGGAGAGGGUUGUGGAAAAGGAGAAGGAAGGCGGAGGAGGAUAUGGCGGAGGGGGUGAAGGAGAAGGAAGCGGAAGAGGAUAUGGUGGAGGAGAAGAAGGAAGCGGAUCAGGAGGAUAUGGCGGAGGGGGUGAAGGAGAAGGAGAAGGCUGUGGAAGUGGAGGGUACGCCGGAGGGGGCAAGGGAGAAGGAGAAGGCUGUGGCAGUGGAGAAGGAAGUGGAGGGGGUUACGCCGGAGGCGGCGGAGAAGGAGAAGGUUGUGGAGGAGACAAGGCGGGAGGCGGUAAGGGAAAAGGCUGUGGAAGUGGAGAAGGAGGUGGAGAAGGGUACGCGGGAGGGGGUGAUGAAGGAGGAAAAGGCUGUGGCUGUGAAGGAGGAUCAAGCGAAGGAACAGGUUGUGAUUGUGGAGGAGGUUAUGCCGGUGGAGGUGGUGAUAAAGGUGGAAGUGGAGGAAGUUACGAGGGAGGAGGAGAUGGUAACUACGGAGGUGGAUCUAGUGGCGGGGACAGCGGCGGAGACGACAGUUGUGGUGAUCAAAAUGGGGACACCGGAGGCAGUGGGGGAUUAGGUAUAACUAUCUCCAUCGGUGGAAACUGUGGUAGCAAUUGCACCGAUGACAGCGGUGGAGGAGUCUACAACGUUACCGCCGGACCAGUUGGCGGAGAUUAA
Neltuma alba is the source of this 852-nucleotide messenger RNA. RefSeq names its product glycine-rich cell wall structural protein 2-like. The record is from RefSeq and is a predicted model, not a curated record. NCBI's taxonomy places the organism in Eukaryota, Viridiplantae, Streptophyta, Magnoliopsida, Fabales, Fabaceae. The coding region runs from base 1 to 852 and encodes 283 amino acids. The transcript has a single exon.